This is a messenger RNA of Scatophagus argus, 4190 nucleotides long. RefSeq names its product protein NLRC3-like. Gene Ontology annotation, molecular function: protein binding. Lineage: Eukaryota; Metazoa; Chordata; Actinopteri; Scatophagidae. The transcript has 12 exons. The record is from RefSeq and is a predicted model, not a curated record. The coding region runs from base 312 to 3746 and encodes 1144 amino acids.
AGCAAACUGAAGUCCCUCUGAGCGCUGAAAACAUCAGCUGACGAGCUUCCGUCUCAUUUCAACCACAGCCGUUUGCUUUCACUUUCCCUCAGCUGCUGACGCAGAUUAUUCUGUGGCUCCGCACUCAAAGGUUGUGAUGUGUGGACAUCAGGCAGCUCUGUCUCCUUCUCCUCGUUAAGCAGCAGCAGACGUUACCAUGGCGACGCAGCCAGGUGAGAAGAGAGCCACCUUGGAGACACUGAAGACUCUGACGCUGACAGCUCUGGAUGUUGGCCUGCUGAUCCAGACUGUGUGAAGGUGUGGGCUCUGCUAUGAAUCAGUGUGAGGAGACAGAGGAGGGAGUCCCUCCCUCUAAAACCACUCUGUGUGGGGAACCUGACAGCCAGACCAAAGCUCAGAGCCCCGAGCAGCAGCAGAGACCAGACUGUCCUGAUCCUGAACCUGAACCUGAACCUGAACCUGAACCUGAACCCAGCUGUGUGUCCAUCAGGAGCCACCGGUUCAUGCAUCAACGAUUGCAGUUUAAAGGACGACUUCCUCCAGAGACUCAUGUGGACCAGCAGACAGCAGACUCUCCUGUACCCAGCUGUGUGUCCAUGAAGAGUGACGGGUCCAUGCUUCAUCCUCCUCUUAAGUUCAGAGGUGGACACGACUCUGCUGAAGGAAGAGUUCAGCAGCAACAGUCAGAUGUUCUCGGUGGUCAGUCUGUCCAGCAGAAUCCAGCAGACCUGGACUCCAUAUUCAUGCAUCUUGAGGAGAACGUUGUCACUUUUGUGAAGAAGGAGCUGAAGAAGUUCCAGAAGGUUCUGAGUCCAGAUGACCCAGAAAGCUUAGAGAGGCAGAGUGAGGAUGAGGAGGUGUUGGAUGGUGAGGAUGAAGAGCAGAGGAGCAGCAGCAGAGACGCAUUCCUGAAGAUCACACUGCACUUCCUGAGGAGAAUGAAGCAGGAGGAGCUGGCUGACCGUCUGCACAGCAGAACUGUUGCUCCAGUUUGUCGACGUCAGCUCCAAUCUAAGCUGAAGAAGAAGUGUGAGUGUGUGUUUGAGGGGAUUGCUAAAGCAGGAAACCCGACCCUCCUGAAUCAGAUCUACACAGAGCUCUACAUCACAGAGGGAGGGACUGCAGAGGUCAAUGAAGAACAUGAGGUCAGACAGAUUGAAACAGCAUCCAGGAAAACCAGAAGACCAGAGACAACAAUCAGACAAGAAGACAUCUUUAAAGCCUCACCUGGAAGAGAUGGACCAAUCAGAACAGUGAUGACAAAGGGAGUGGCUGGCAUUGGGAAAACAGUCUUAACACAGAAGUUCACUCUGGACUGGGCUGAAGACAAAACCAACCAGGACGUCCACUUCACAUUUCCAUUCACUUUCAGAGAGCUGAAUGUGCUGAAGGAGAAGAAGUUCAGCUUGGUGGAACUUGUUCAUGACUUCUUCACUGAAACCAAAGAAGCAGGAAUCUGCAGGUUUGAGAAGUUCCAGGUUGUGUUCAUCUUUGACGGUCUGGAUGAGUGUCGACUUCCUCUGGACUUCCACAACAAUGAGAUCCUGACUGAUGUCACAGAGUCCACCUCAGUGGAUGUGCUGCUGACAAACCUCAUCAGGGGGAAUCUGCUUCCCUCUGCUCGCCUCUGGAUAACCACACGACCUGCAGCAGCCAAUCAGAUCCCUCCUGAGUGUGUUGACAUGGUGACAGAGGUCAGAGGGUUCACUGACCCACAGAAGGAGGAGUACUUCAGGAAGAGAUCCAGACAUGAUAAGAAGCGUGCCAGCAGAAUCAUCUCCCACAUCAAGACAUCACGAAGCCUCCACAUCAUGUGCCACAUCCCAGUCUUCUGCUGGAUCACUGCUACAGUUCUGGAGGAUGUGUUGAAGACCAGAGAGGGAGGAGAGCUGCCCAAGACCUUGACUGAGAUGUACAUCCACUUCCUGGUGGUUCAGUCCAAAGUGAAGAACAUCAAGUAUGAUGGAGGAGAUGGGACAGAUCCACAGUGGAAUCCAGACAGCAGGAAGAUGAUUGAGUCUCUGGGAAAACUGGCUUUUGAGCAGCUGCAGAAAGGCAACCUGAUCUUCUAUGAAUCAGACCUGACAGACUGUGGCAUCGAUAUCAGAGCAGCCUCAGUGUACUCAGGAGUGUUCACCCAGAUCUUUAAAGAGGAGAGAGGACUGUACCAGGACAAGGUGUUCUGCUUCAUCCAUCUGAGCGUUCAGGAGUUUCUGGCUGCUCUUCACGUCCAUCAGACAUUCAUCAACUCUGGUGUCAACCUGCUGGCAGAAGAACAAACAAACCAAUCUAAACUAUUAUUGCAUGCAACAUUUUACAACAAACUGGAGCAAGCUCUCCUGUACCAGAGUGCUGUGGACAAGGCCUUGCAGAGUCCAAAUGGACACCUGGACUUGUUCCUCCGCUUCCUCCUGGGUCUUUCACUGCAGACCAAUCAGACUCUCCUACGAGAUCUGAUGAAACACACAGGAAGUAUCUCACAGACCAAUCAGGAACUAGUUGAAUACAUCAAGAAGAAGAUCAGUGAGAAUCUGUCUCCAGAGAGGAGCAUCAAUCUGUUCCACUGUCUGAAUGAACUGAAUGAUGGUUCUCUGGUGGAGGAGAUCCAACAGUCCCUGAGGUCAGGAAGUCUCUCCACAGAUAAACUGUCUCCUGCUCAGUGGUCAGCUCUGGUCUUCAUCUUACUGUCAUCAGAAGAAGAUCUGGACGUGUUUGACCUGAAGAAAUACUCUGCUUCAGAGGAGGCUCUUCUGAGGCUGCUGCCAGUGGUCAAAGCCUCCAACAAAGCUCUACUGAGUGACUGUAACCUGUCAGAGAGAAGCUGUGAAGCUCUGUCCUCAGUUCUCAGCUCCCAGUCCUCUAGUCUGAGAGAGCUGGACCUGAGUAACAACCACCUGAAGGAUUCAGGAGUGAAGCUGCUGUCUGCUGGACUGAAGAGUCCAAACUGUCAGCUGGAGACUCUCAGGUUGUCAGGCUGUAUGAUCACACAGGAAGGCUGUACUUCUCUGGCCUCAGCUCUGAGAUCCAACCCCUCCCAUCUGAGAGAGCUGGACCUGAGCUACAAUCAUCCAGGAGACUCAGGAGUGAGGCUGCUGUCUGCUGGACUGGAGGAUCCACACUGGAGACUGGACACUCUCAGGGUGGAACAUGGUGGAGAGCAGAGGCUGAAACCUGGUCUGAGGAAGUGGGCCUGUGAACUCACAGUGGACACAAACACAGUAAACAGAUUCCUCAAACUGUCUGACAACAACAGGAAGGUGACAGCAGUGAGAGAGAAGCAGCCUCAUCCUGAUCAUCCAGAGAGGUUUGACUUCUGGCCUCAGCUGCUGUGUAGACCUGGACUGACUGGUCGCUGCUACUGGGAGGUCGAGUGGAGUGGAAGAGUUUUUAUAUCAGUGACUUACAGAGGAAUCAGAAGGAAAGGAAAGACUGAUGACUGCUGGUUUGGAGGGAAUAAUCAGUCCUGGAGUCUGAUGUGCUUUGAUGGUGGUUUCUCUGUCUGGCACAAUAACAUAAGGACAAACCUCUCCUCCCCCUCCUCCUCCUCCUCCUCCUCCUCCUCCUCCCCUGUCUCUGAUAGAGUUGCAGUGUAUGUGGACUGUCCUGCUGGCACUCUGUCCUUCUACAGAGUCUCCUCUGACACACUGAUCCACCUCCACACCUUCAACACCACAUUCACUGAACCUCUUCAAGCUGGAUUUGGGUUCUGCUCAUCAGGUUCCUCAGUGUCUCUGAGUUCAGUGUAGGAGGGAGAGUCUCCUCCUGUUAGAGGAACACACACACACACACACACACACACAGUUUGAAGUAACUUGAAAUCCUUUUAAAUGUGUUUUCAUUCAGGUUUUGUAACAAAGAUUUUAGUUUGAUGUUUUCUGUACUUUACAAUCUGAACUGAUUUGUCACAUAAAUAAGCGUGUUUAUCCAAUAAAAUCAGGUUCCAGACUCUCACAUCAUCUAAAGAUUUUUUCCUGAUCACUUUGAUAUUAAUGUUGAUGUUAUUGGUGUGUAAUUGAUCCUGGGAAGGUUGAAAGCUGUCAGAAAUCCUUCAGAGUCAUUUCCACAGUAAAUCUGUGUAUAUGAAUGGAUGGAGGUGAGUGUCAGUGUUCCAGGGAUAUAAGAAACAUGUUGAUGAGACAUUCUGACACUUCUGGCAAAAAUCAACUCAUAUUGUAAAACAUCAAAAUGUU